This is a messenger RNA of Rhopilema esculentum, 1602 nucleotides long. NCBI's taxonomy places the organism in Eukaryota, Metazoa, Cnidaria, Scyphozoa, Rhizostomeae, Rhizostomatidae. The record is from RefSeq and is a predicted model, not a curated record.
AUGCAGUUCCUUAUGCUGAAGUACAGAUACAGAUCUUUUGUUCUUGAAAAAAACUGGAACAACGUGACUUGGCUUGAAUGGCUGAAGAAAUUCAUUUUUGGUUUAGUUGAGUGGACUCAGGCACUUUCUUCACUUCCUUCAAUUACUUUCACUGAUGUUGAGAAGUACGCAAAACGACAAUCUGGUUGUCAAAAUACUGAAAAGGCAUACAAGUUUUUUGCUGAGCCUGGCUACCUACAUGACAUCCAUCUGAACUAUAAUGAAAACACAGCUACAAUUAAAGCAAGGUGUUACCGAUCCAUGAAGAAAAAUGAGGCCCAGCAUUAUUUAAAUGUAUUUAUUUUUUUAAAAACCAAUGCAAUAUCAGCCAAAUGCUCAUAUGUUGCUGGGCUGAGUGGAUACUGUCAUCAUAUAAUUGGUAUUUUGUUUUACCUGGCGCAUUGCAAGCAGCUUGGUUUAUCAGCACUUCCUGAUGAGCUCACUUGCACUAGCAUGAAGCAAAGAUGGAGCAUACCAAGAGGUAAGAAGAUUGCCCAAAAUGAAAUCCAAGAUGUAAUGGUGAAAAAACCACAAAUUGGUGCAGAUUACAGUAGAUUCAUCAAAAGCAACUUGUAUUCACCAGCACAAUACUAUGACAUCUUAACUAAAGAACAAUUCCUUGGACUUGAUCCUGAGCCACUUGUGGCUACCCUUCUGCCAAGCAAUAGCCAGAUUCCUCAGAUACCAACAGCAGCUUGCAAGUUUGGAAAUGUACCUAAAGGAAGUCUCUUGUCUUACCAACAGAGUUAUUCUGUGGAAUAUGUUAUUAAUGAUUAUACAUGUACUGCCUACCCAGACCUUCCUUUAGAAACAUCAGGAGACAGGUUUGAGAACAAUUUUUCUCUUUGCCUUGAUAAGAACAAGCAAGCAUUGCUGGAUUCCCUUGAUGUAAUAGAGGAAACGGUGAGGGACAUUCAUGAAAAAACGGUUUCUCAAGCCACAAGUGCUGUAUGGCAUCUUUUAAGGAAAAAAAGAAUUACAGCCAGUAAAUUUGGACUUGUUGCAAAAAGAAUUGGCAAUUUUGAGAUGCUUGUUAAACAACUAAGCUCAGGUAAAUAUGUUCAAACUGCUGCUAUGAAGAGAGGCAUUGACUUAGAACCACGAGCAGCUACCAUUUAUGCCCAGAACCUAAGGCAAAACACAGUUAACUUGUUUCCGUCAGGGCUGAUUAUAAAUACCAAGUCUCCUUGGCUUGGGUGCAGCCCUGAUCGCAAAGUGUAUGACUUAUCAGCUGUGAAUUCUGGUCAGAAUCCUUUUGGUCUUCUUGAGAUAAAGGUGGUAAAAGAGGGAGAAACAAAUUUUUGCAACGUUGGUUAUCUUGAACUUAACCCAGUCACUGGAGCAUACAGUCUGAAAAGAAACCAUAUUUACUUCUACCAAGUUCAGUGUCAACUUGGCCUCACUGGGCUUCAAUGGUGUGAUUUCUUUAGCUACAUCAAUGACAGCUUGUUUAUUUGUGACCGAAUAAUUUUUGAUAAAGAAUUCUUUCAAGAAGCAAAAGACAAAGUAGAUAUAUUUUUUUCACUUAUUUUUUGUAACAACUAUUCAGUGUUUAAGUCAUGA